Messenger RNA from Aspergillus ochraceoroseus IBT 24754, 1581 nucleotides. Its product is annotated as putative MFS transporter. Gene Ontology annotation, molecular function: transmembrane transporter activity. The transcript is spliced from 5 exons. Gene Ontology annotation, biological process: transmembrane transport. The coding region runs from base 92 to 1360 and encodes 422 amino acids. Gene Ontology annotation, cellular component: membrane. NCBI's taxonomy places the organism in Eukaryota, Fungi, Ascomycota, Eurotiomycetes, Eurotiales, Aspergillaceae. The record is from RefSeq and is a predicted model, not a curated record.
CCUUUUCUUACACACCAGACAGAUAUUAGAAAAUGCCAUCGUUACUGGACUUCAACACUGGAUCUCUCGCAGGCCCGCAAGCUGGAAAGCAAUGGAUCACCAACAACAGGACGACGCAGACCUGGAGCGUCCAACAACAUCUCCACCGACGAACGACUCCCCUGCUGAAUCCCGAAGACAAUGGGAUGCCCGUGAAGUGAUUGGCAAGAUCGCAACUACGAACUUUGCAGUUUUCUGUGUAGGAUUCAACGAUGCUGCUCUGGGAGUUCUAAUCCCAUAUAUCCUACCCUCCUACGGUAUCGGCCUGCUUCAAGUCUCGUACAUUUAUCUAGUCAACUUCGUCGGACUAUUCCUAGCAUCACUCGCCAAUAUCCAUGUUUGCUCACAUCUAGGGACCGGCGGGACACUCAUCCUAGGGGCCACAAUCCAGUGUUGCGGAUAUGCGUUAAUGGCGUGCGCCCCGUCCUUCCCCGUUUUCCUGAUCGCCUUCUUCUUCAGCGGCGCUGGCGUGGCGUUCCAAGAAGCCCAGGCGAACAGCUUUGCCGUGACCGUCCGCAACUCCCAUCGCUGGCUGGCCAUCUUGCAUGCCGUCUAUGGAGCCGGGACUAUAUGUGCCCCCUUGGUGGCGAACACUGUCGCCUCGCGCACUCCAACCUGGCAAUUUUAUUAUCUGAUUACCUUUGCCCUGGGGCUCGUCAACCUCUCGCUGUUGGCUUGGUCAUUCCGGGAUGGGCUCUUCCAGCCGAAUGUCGUCAAUGCUAAAGACACCGCAGGACGCGAGUUACGCGCAACCCUUCAACAUCCGGCUGUCUGGUUUCUUAACGGGUUCUUCUUCCUUUACGUUGGCGCGGAGAUCAGUGUGGGAGGAUGGCUGGUUCAAUUCCUGGUGUCUGUGAGGCAUGGAGAUCCAGAGAAAGUAGGCUACAUUGCCUCUGCUUUCUGGGCUGGCUUCACUCUGGGCCGUGUUACUCUGGCAGAUAUCACACAUCGAUUCGGAGAACGACGGAUGAUUUUUGUAUACGUAACCUUGGCACUAAUACUGCAGCUUAUGUUCUGGCUGAUUCCCAACAUUAUCGCCAACGCUAUUACAGUUUGCUUGCUAGGAUUUUUCAUCGGUCCAUUCUACCCGGUAGGGCUUUACGUCCUUACCAAGGUGGUUCCCGAGGAACUUCACCUAGGGGCAAUCGGUUUCACCGCUAGCUUUGGGUCCGCUGGAUCUGCUGCGUUUCCAUUUUUAACUGGAGCUGUAGCUUCCCGCGCGGGGGUGCAGGUUCUGCAGCCGAUAAUGAUAGCCUUGUUGCUUGGAGUUGCAUUCUUUUGGGCGCUGGUUCCAAGACAAGAACGCAUAAUGCUGACGUAGGGGAGAAUUCCGAGGACACAUUCCAGAUGCCGGUAGCUCAUUACCGGAUGUUACGUUUCGGUGGCGGGAUCCCUAGAGCAAUAUAGAGGCACUAUCACUCUCGUGAGAUAGUUAGCACAUAUACUUGAUAAAACUUGGUUAAGAACUCGCAGAAAAGACUAGUUCAGAGAGAAGAUUUAAGUCGUCAAAGCCUUACACAUCUACCAAAUGGUAUGGCGUUC